AUGAACCAGCGAGAGCGUGAAUUUGUCGAUUUUCUUCGGCACGAGGUAUGUUUUCGUGUAGAAGAAUCAUCAUGUGGCAUGGAAAUGAGUUUUCAGUGCAAAGACCUGCUUACCGAGUACUACGACACGGACUUCAACCUGCUCCGAUGGGCUCAAGGGCACGGAUUCGAUAAGGAAGAGGCUGUCGCCGAGCUCCGUCGCCAUCUUCGUUUCCGUCAGUACUAUGACCUCGACAACAUCCUGACAAACGUCAAGGAUCACCCUAUCCUCAAAAAGUACUUCCCGAUUGGUCUAGUGGGUACGUGACUGCCUCCUCUGCCGUAGAACUCGCUCCAUUUUCAGGCGAGACUGGCAAAGACAAUCAGCUGCUCGUGAUCGAGUGCGCCGGCCGAAUCGACCUGAUGGGCAUCCUCAAGUCGGUCCACUUGUCCGACUUUCUGAUUCAGAGGUACGCAAUGAUUGACUCCAAUUACCGUGUACUUUUGAGUAUUUUGAAGGUUCAAGUUUCAAGAGAAAAUGUUGGCGGCGAUGAACGAAAUGGAGAGGAAACACGGAACACAGGUAGGGAAAGGGGAUGCGGAGACUAAAAGAACGGAUUAUUUCAGUGCUCGGUCAUCUACAUUCUGGAUCUGGAGGGACUCAAAUUCGACCCAACUCUCCUCAACGUCGUGACAGGACCGUACCGUAUUCUGUGGGCGUCCGUUUACACCGCCUACCCGGAAUGGAUCAACACUUUGUUCCUCAUCAACGCCGUCGUUUAUGUCACUGAUUUGGAAGGUAAGUCGAACAAAUUGUCGGGAGCUCCGGAAAAAGUGGUACUUCCAGGCGAUCGGACCGCUUCUUCCGGAGAGAACUCGUAAUAAGGUCAGGAUUUGUGCAGGCACCUCCGAUUGGAAAUCCGCCGUGCAAAAGGUGGGCUCUCUUCAUUUCCCUCUUUCAUUUCCUUUUUCCAGCACGCGCACAUCGACAACAUUCCGAAGCACUGGGGCGGAAACCUCGUGGACAAGAACGGCGACGGAAUGUGCCGUGACAUCCUCAACAUCCCGUUCGACUCGAUUCCCCAGGAGCUCUACUGGACGCCGAACGACGAGACGCCGGCCGUCAACGACCUCGUUUGCACGAACAUCGGAGCGGGCAAGUCGGCUGUUUUCACGUACAUUGUGGACACGAGCGUCACCGAACCGGUCUACAUAGUAAUCAACAGGUAGCAUCUGAGCGACUUUUGAUCAUUCCCCCAAUGAUUCUAUUUCAGAUACUGCGACCGGACGUUCGGCAUGGGCAUUUGGCAUGGGAACGACGAGAAUUCGGAGUUGGAAGAGAUGAAGGAGCUGGCUCCGGACUUUGAUUAUCCAGGUUUGGUUGAGCUGGUGAUCCCGCAGAGCCCUGAUUCUUUCAGGAAUGCCCACUGUGGACUACCUGCGACUGCGGAUGCCCGGAUCGGGGGUGUACAAGAUCAAGUGGGGUAAUGAGCAGGCAUGGAUCCGAUCGCUGACGCUCUACCAUCGGGUCCGAUUCCAAAAUGAGCAAAGGAGAACAUCAAGUACAUAG
Molecule: messenger RNA, 1548 nt
Organism: Caenorhabditis sp. 36 PRJEB53466
Lineage: Eukaryota; Metazoa; Nematoda; Chromadorea; Rhabditida; Rhabditidae
Source: the annotation of a GenBank genome assembly